AUGACUCCGGCGGCCGCGCUGAUGGCGUUGCUGUUGCAGCUCAGCUUCUUGGCCGCGGCGGCGGCUCAGGUCAACGGAUCUACGGCGAGCUGCCCGAGCAGCUGCGGCAACGUGAGCGUGCCGUACCCGUUCGGCAUCGGCCCAGACCCAGUGUGCUACUUGCCGGGCUUCAACCUCACCUGCGACCGGACGCGCGGCCAGGAGCGGCUGCUCAUCGGCGGCAGCGGCGCCACCCUCGAAGUGAUGGAGAUCUCGCUCGCCAACUCCACGGUGCGCGUCAUGGACACCGCGGGCGCCGUGACCAUCACCAACCAGGCGACCGCCCCGGGCACGGUGGAUGCCAAAGGCGCGUGGAGCGGCCUUGGCGCCGGUGCCCUCGAAGGCCCGUUCGUGGUGUCGCCGACGCGCAACCGGUUCCUAGUCACGGGGUGCAACGUGCAGGGCACUCUGCUCGGGGAGGGCGGCAACCUUAUCGUCGGCUGCUCCUCCUUCUGCGCCAUCACCGACAAUUUUGGUAGGGCCACAACGAGAUCCCCCGAGAACGUCGCCGCGUGCGCCGGUGACGGCUGCUGCGAGACGCCCAUCCCCAUCGGCCGCCCCUCCUACGCCGUGGGGCUCACGCCGCUGGACAAGGAACAGGAGAUGGACCAGGUGGUGCCAAUCGAGGUGCGCGUCGCCGAGGCGGGAUGGUUCGAGGGUGCCUCCGCCGCGCUGCUCAACUACUCCUCCCGUGCCACGUCGCGCCGGAUGGCGAUUCCCGUGGUCCUGGAGUGGGCGGUGAAGUCCGUGCCGCUCGUGUUCAUGGCAACGACGACGCCGGGCUGCCCCGAGGACGCGGCGACGAGCUUGUGCCGGAGCAGCCUCAGCUCAUGUUCCAACGUGAGCGGCAACUACCGGAGCGGCUACGUGUGCCGGUGCCAGGUCGGGUACCAGGGCAACCCGUACAUCAUAAACGGAUGCCAAGACGUCGACGAGUGCGCGCUGCCCGACACUUGCUCCGGCGGCGAGUGCAGGAACACGCCCGGGAACUACACAUGCCACUGUCCGCGCGGCUCCCGUGGCAAUCCCCACAUCAAAGAUGGCUGCGUCAAAACAUCCCUAGGUUUGAGUGCCGGCAUAGGAAUAGGCAGUGGUGCUGGCCUCCUGCUCCUGGUCCUCGGUGCCAUUUUUGCGAUCCGGAAGCUGAAGCAUCACAGGGCAAAGGUAUUGAAACACAAAUUCUUCAGGGAAAACAGGGGACACCUGCUGCAGCAGCUGGUGUCGCAGAAGGCGGACAUCGCCGAGAGGAUGAUCAUCCCCUUGGUGGAGCUGGAGAAGGCCACCAACAACUUCGACAAGGCCCGCGAGAUCGCCGGCGGAGGCCACGGCAUGGUUUACAAAGGGAUCAUGUCCGAUCAGCACGUCGUGGCCAUCAAGAAGUCCAAGGUCACGAUCCGGAGGGAGAUCGAUGAGUUCAUCAACGAGGUGGCAAUCCUCUCCCAAAUUAACCAUGUGAACGUGGUGAAGCUCUUCGGGUGCUGCUUGGAGACAGAGGUACCGUUGCUGGUGUAUGAGUUCAUCUCCAAUGGAACCCUUUAUGAUCAUCUUCAUGUCGAAGAGCCUAAAGCAUCAUUGCCAUGGGUGGAUAGACUCAGAAUUGCUACGGAGACCGCGAGAGCCCUCGCAUACCUUCACUUGGCCGUGGCAGUCCCUAUAGUCCACCGAGAUGUCAAGUCUCAGAACAUUCUGUUAGAUGGCACUCUCAUAGCGAAGGUGUCGGACUUUGGAGCUUCGAGGUGCAUCCCGGUCGAUCAAACGGGGGACGAUACCGCCAUCCAAGGGACAUUCGGGUACCUAGAUCCCAUGUACUUCUACGCGGGACAGCUCACUGAGCAGAGCGAUGUUUAUAGCUUCGGUGUUCUCCUCAUGGAACUGCUCACAAGGAAAAAACCAUGCUCCUAUCGUUCGUCUGAGGAGAAAAGCCUAGUUGCAUGUUUCACCGCUUUGCUCGCAGAAGGUGACCUCAUCAGUCUGCUCGAUCCUCAGGUCAUGGUGGAAGGAUGCAAGAAGGUUGAAGAAAUAGCUAUGUUGGCAGCAGCAUGCGUGAGGAUGGAAGGUGCCCAACGGCCGACCAUGAGACAGGUGGAGAUGAAACUCGAGAGCCUUCGAGUACCCCAUGAAAGUAUAGUUAUGUGCGACAUGGAUGCACCAAGUCAUGCAGUGAUCGAUAUUACAGGUACGAAGGAGGAGGUGAGUAGACAAUAUAGCUUGGAAGAAGAGUAUGUGUUAUCAUCAAGAUACCCACGGUAG
Molecule: messenger RNA, 2289 nt
Organism: Lolium rigidum
Lineage: Eukaryota; Viridiplantae; Streptophyta; Magnoliopsida; Poales; Poaceae
Product: wall-associated receptor kinase 2-like
Exons: 2
Coding region: 1-2289 (762 amino acids)
Biological process (GO): cell surface receptor signaling pathway; protein phosphorylation
Cellular component (GO): plasma membrane
Molecular function (GO): protein serine/threonine kinase activity; ATP binding; calcium ion binding
Source: RefSeq, a predicted model, not a curated record